Haliotis rufescens (red abalone) is the source of this 4063-nucleotide messenger RNA. RefSeq lists its product as uncharacterized. The transcript is spliced from 18 exons. The record is from RefSeq and is a predicted model, not a curated record. Gene Ontology annotation, biological process: signal transduction. Lineage: Eukaryota; Metazoa; Mollusca; Gastropoda; Lepetellida; Haliotidae. Gene Ontology annotation, molecular function: SH3 domain binding. The coding region runs from base 1320 to 3464 and encodes 714 amino acids.
AUGACUUGUCUUGUUGGAGAAGGUUGUCUCGGUGCAAUAGCCAAGCUAGUGUUACAGCAGGUUGGCUGGAGUCCACUACCAUUCGAUUUGCCGUGUGAAUUUUAUGGAUGGUAUUCUCACAGUUACGUGGAUAGUGAAGAUGUAUCGCGGGUUCUGUUGACCAGAAGAUGGCGUCUUGAGGCAAUGGAAAAAGAAUGUGCCACCUGCGUGAAAUUAUCCCAGAAUUCGGAUACUAUUCUAUCCUCUGAAGAUCAGUUUCUGUUUCUACACGUGGAUGCAUCGCUCAUCAACCACCACAGGCCUCCAGUAUCUGAGCAGAAGAAGAAAGACUGGAGACUCAACCGUGACCAUUUCCUUGGGGAAUUAAAAAAGUACACCUCAGCCCUGAGAAAUUCGGGCGGCGGUGCCAUAUUUGUACAUAUUCAUGAUCUGGAUGUUGCAGACAGCUAUCUGGACCAUUUUCAUGAAUUAGUUGAUUCAAAGCUCAAUGAUCUUAUUGAAGACGGAAGCCUCUUUGUCCAAGUGUACAAAAAGAAUUGGUUGACCUGCGUUGAAGAAAACAUUAAUGAAGAGGAUUGCGAUGUGGGAAGAAAUACAGGUGGUGGCAUCGAUCAGAAUGAAUAUCGGAGUGUAGUUGGUGUGACAGUGAUACCAUCUCUCACAGUUGUUACCGUGGAUUUUAAGACAAAACUCCCCCUGGACAACAGUAUCAUCGAUCCGUGCAAUUCUGACAUUGUACAAUUUCUUUCACGGAAGAUACCAUUCCAAGACACUACUAGCAAAAUACGAGGUCUGAAGGAGCUGAGAGAGAGCCGCAGCAUUGAAGUUAAGGGUUUCAAAUUCAAAGACUGUGAUCAACAUAUAGAGAGGGAGCUUCUUAAUAACCCUUCAAAGCUGGCAGAUUACAUCUGGAACCGAGCAAAGAUUGGACAUUACAUCAGCGCCUUCACGAAGAUCGAUGGUGGCGGAUCGUUUUAUCUCGGAAUCCUAGAACGAGAAAAAAUAUAUGAUGCGUACAGAUCAAAAGUUUACUCAACCACAGGAAUAGCUGUUCCACUUGAGAAACAUUCCAAGCUUAAAGAUCUCAUCAAGAAGAAGAUCGGUGCUGAAACACUGGUUCUUCCAUUUGACGUUGAAGCUCAACUAAAACCCUUAUCUCCAGACACUGUGAAGAUAGAGUUUCAUCAAGUGCGUGACAAACUAUUUGUUCUCGAAGUUGCAGUUCCAGCAGUCAACGGGCUGAUGUUUUAUCACAGAGCUGGACCUGAAGCCUAUGACAUGUACAAAACCGAUUCCCCAAGACGACUAGAGCUUCUGGAAUGGCAACGUCGACUUCUGAGAUAGUCUCAAGUGCCAUGUCAAAUUGCAAACAAACCCAAUUAACUGAAAAAGUUUUAAAAAAUCGGAUACAGGAAGUAGAUGUGAAGUCAUUUAAUCAUCAUCCCCCUCAUUUUUGGCAAGUCGCCAAUAGCUUUGACAACAUACAACACCAUGUGUUCCAAGAAGGCAGGAUGUGUUUCUAUCCAGUUGUGGCCCCAGGCUCUGAUGACGAGGUCCUUAUUGCUAUCAGGGAGAGAUUGCUGGCUAUAUCGUGUCACACCGGAUUUGCCUUCACAGCAAGGACGAUGGCUGUAUCAGCAAAUAUCAACUCCAAGCCGAAGCCGAAGGAGGCCCUUUAUGACGUGAUUCUAUUUCUCACAGGAAAACCAACUACUGUCUUUACAGUCAUUGAAGACACGAGCACAAGGAAGGCAAAAUGUGAAGCAUUAAUAUACACCCAGAGCAUCGCUAAAGGAUUAGUGAAAGGGAUCCGGCAGCUGACGGAUGAACAAUUUAGUGUUGUCUUUGGACUCGUGACUAAAACUGAUGUGACAGACGAUGUCCUUUUCUGUCGCGCAAUUGAUGCCAUUAAGGCCAAAACGUCACGGCUCUGUGUGCCAGUAACAUUGGCAAUGUCUGAACAGAAGUACCUAAAAGUUACCAGAGCUUUCCUGAUAUCUGUGGCAAUCACCGACUGUGUUUGCAGCGAAGGCGAAGAUUCGCUGUGGUUUCUCACUCUGAAUCAGUUCUGUGCAUUAACUCAUAACAUUGACGCAGCGGAAGUGGAGUUGACAACACACCCUUCAUGUGGAAGGAAGGUGCUGCUUCUGGAAGUGGCUAAACGCUUACAGAAGUCAGGGCCUACAUUGCUGGUCUUACAGUCAGAUGCCUUAGUGAAAGCAGCGAGUCGCGCCGACACUUGUUCUUGUGUCCUCCAUGCUGACAAUGUCACCAAAGAAAUUAUGAAGGAGAAGAUACCAGGUAUCGUGAACAUUGUCACCGACUCGGAUGUCAUUGGACUCCUACAGAACAUGAAGAUUGAAGGAAGUGUGUGGUAUUUCCAGCAUCAGUUGCUACCAGAUCUCAAACUUCCCAAAGAAAGAACUAUCGAUAUUGGAGUCUUGCCAAAAGAUAAUCUAGGAUGUCGGGAGUUGCAGGGCCUGCCAGGAUGUGGCCACAGUUCCUGGCUGCGGAAACAGUGUCUAUGGAACAAGGGACGAAUGUUUCACUGGCCAAAGGUGUUCGUGGUGCUAUGUGAAGGUUGCCUGUAUUACUACUACAAAGAAACUGCAAGUGCACCAGUUGGAUCAUUUUCCUUAUACGGAUUUAAUUCUGUUUCGAGGGCAUUUGAGAUUCAACCAAAGGAAGCACCUUGGGUUUUCAAAUUAGUUCACACCUACGCGGAUUACAAGACAUAUUUAUUCUCGGCUUCAUCAGAGGAAGAAAUGAAGGAAUGGAUGAAAAUGAUAAAGACCGAAUUGGUACUUGCAAAUCUCGGGACCACGCGACCAAUCAGAGAUCUGGGAGACUACAGUGUCGAGGAUUCAAAUAUAUAUUCAGAGAUUGAAUCAGACAUCUAUAUCAACGUGCAGGAGUUUGUUGUGCCACAAAGCUACACAACAAAACGAACGGGAGAUUACAGUGAAGAUGCAGACUUGUGCCGGAUAAGAGAGCGAGCUAUAACGGCGUUAAUAUCCAGGGACAAAGGAGGUGAACAAAGACGGGGAACACCUGAUGGAGCUAGUGUGGAAGAGAAGGAACAAGCAGAUACCCUGCCACCGACCGACUCAGAUGCUGUCUCGGAGAAGAAAAGGAAAAAUUACUGGGGAUCGAUCCACUUCCUCAGGUCUGAUAAGAAAAAGGCUUCAUCAAUCAUUCAAACUCUUGGCGAGGAUGGUGUAUAUCUGGUCAGGGAUUGCACCGAUGGACAGAAGGUCUUGAUUGUGUUUCUAGAAGGCAGCACAAGAAAGUUUAGGAUAUUGUUUGAGGAGGACGUUUACUUCCUGGAGAGCAACAUAGCGGCAUCCUUUCCAUCGUUAGAGCAACUACUGCAUCAUUACUAUAGAGCUAACCUACCUCGCUAUAGCGCCCCUCUGAGAACACCGUACCAGCUCCACCCAAUGUACAGCAUGAGUUUGCUCUGACCUUGUGACGUUCACGUCUUGACGUAAAUACAAAACGUCAACGUAAGAGAAGAACCAAUCUCGAUUAUCCGAGAAAACGGGCUCAAAUUGGCGUGAAAGGCAAAGGAGCGGUGAAAAGUAUAGAAGUGAAUCACUGAAAAUCAGUGAUGACACCAGGUGUUCGCGAAAAGGGUGAGCAUGUAUUGCCGUGCCUUGUGUGUUCCGGCCUAUUGCCUUUCACGCCUUGACUAACGCUAUACCAGCCCCAACCAGUGUUAAAGCAAAGUAUUCUCCGACCUUAUAAUGAAAUGUUCAUUCUGAUGUCGAUGUUUUUUUUAUACCUAUCCAAGUGGAUCCCUCACUUAGAUAGUCUGGUACUCCUUCAAGCUGAUGCCAGGUUGUCGUAUUGGAUGGACUUAUUUCUCAAGACAAGGUUUCACACCAACAGAGGAUUCCGACACCUUUUAUGACGUACCUCUAUGUAUGCACAUGUACUUCGACCCCUGAAGAUCCGGGGUAGAAUAGGUCUUCAGCAACCCAUGCUUGCCGUAAAAGGUGACUAUGCUUGUCGUAAGAAGAGACUGACGGGAUCGGGUGGUCAGACUCGCUGAAUUGGUUGA